AUGGAUUUCAAGCUGAGUCUUAUUGCUGCUUUGGCACAUUUCAAUCCUUCUGAUGUUCUUCAAUCACUGCCCAAAAACAAGAGAAGUGGAAAAAGGGAGCACCGAAAGAGGCUCCAUGAAGCAGUCCAAACUUCCCCCGACGAGCUAAAGAAUAGCAUGAUGAAAACAGCUGAGACCUACUUUAAAGAUAAAACGACCUUGGUUGACAUCUCAGUGCAUCUGAUCAACAGUCAACCUCUCGAAGAAACUAUUCACGACGGCUUGUGGAAACGAAGUGUUGAUAUAUUCGCAAAUACUGAUUCCAAAGCAUCUCGAGUGCGCCGCCUUGAGGAAGGUCGAGCUGUAUUACAAACAGAGCGCUCUACAAAUGACUAUGCCAAGCGAUUGAGCAUGCUGCUGUCCCGUAUUGAAAUUGAUGAGAUGACUCUUUCAGUUCCAGAUAAUGAGUGCCGGCAGGGUGUCGGCAAAACGACAAUAGCCUAUGAAAAGUAUGCAAAGGAAGCUCAUGUGGAUUCUAAGUGGGAGAGGUGCUCUGUAGAUGUUGACCUGCUGCUUGAGUUUGUGAAAGAUAAGUAUCCUGAACGGGAGAAGAUCUUUCACCGCCAUGACCGAAUAUGCGCAAAGGCGAUCCUCAGUGGGCUUAGAGCUUGUGGAUGGGAGGACGACCAGAUUUUGCAGAGCAAGGGAGAAAUGUUGACGGCCAUGAGAAAAUAUUUCAUUAAGCUCGUGCAGGGAGAGACGAACAAAGAGUACGACGAGCCCAGCAGCAAACGGCCAUGUCGCGGCUUACAGGCACAUAUGCCUAGAGUUAAUUCAUUAGGAGACCUGGGUCCUCAUAUAAACUCACACAGCAACACUCCAAUGCAAGUUCUCGCUGCUGCUGCAACUUCGGAAACCCAACGCGACAGAACGCACAUCGCACAUCAGGUUGUUGAUACAAUUCAAUCCUUACCUUCCGCAAACUCGCAGUCCGCACCUACAGAACUCAAUCAUACAACGAAUUCAAGGGCUGCCGUGGAGGAUUUGGCUAUCCCAGCUGAGACACUGCUGUCGACUGUAUCCCCGCAGCCUCGCUUGAAUGGCCUGACCGAAUCAAACGGUAUGAUCUGCUGGAGCGCGAUUGACAAACAACACUAA
This is a messenger RNA of Histoplasma mississippiense, 1137 nucleotides long. RefSeq lists its product with no specific name. The record is from RefSeq and is a predicted model, not a curated record. Lineage: Eukaryota; Fungi; Ascomycota; Eurotiomycetes; Onygenales; Ajellomycetaceae. The transcript has 4 exons. The coding region runs from base 1 to 1137 and encodes 378 amino acids.